AUGCGCAAGGCAUUUGCAAAAUUCGCAGAUAAAAUUGACGGUCCCAAGAAUGGGAACGGUGGUUCUCCCAGCAGCAGCUCCCAACCACCGCUCAUCAAUCACAGCACAAAACCAAGCCGCAAAGCCAUAUACCCCCAACCCGGGCACCGGGACCCAGGAUCCGGCCAACUGCCUCCAAAAGUAGCAUCCGCAAAACAUCAUGGCAUUAUGCACUUUUUCCUCCCCAAUGGCCGGGAGCAUAUCGUCAGCAGAGAUGUCGGCAAUUCCGGUGUCCUGAAUGGCAAAAUUGUCUGGGGCUGGGGCGACACUUUGAUGGGGGCUGGAGGACGAGGGUCGAAAGCCAAUAUCUGUGCCACGGAUAGCACAUCUAUUGGAAACAUGUCAAACCCCAUGUAUGCUACUGAUACCGCACUGUGGGACAACAAUGAAUUCGUCGCCAAUUUCAUUCCGUGCCUGCCCAGCGAAGAAAAAGACGGCGGGCUCGUCUCCUAUGCCUUUGGCGGCUCGAAUGUCAUCGAGUACGCUCCGAAUGAAGGCCUCUUGUUCUUUCUGAAAAUCCAUCGCCCGGAUGGGAAGAAUCAUAUUAAAGGUGCUGGGGUAGCCAAGGUCACUAUGGAAGGUAAUGUGCCAAAAUGCCACCGGGAUAUGGACACUCUGUGGACCAAAGAAGAGCCAUGCUACGGCGACGUUGGGAUUUCUUACGACUGCCGAGAUGGUUUUCUGUAUGCCUUUGGCAAAGGACCACAGCAAGAUGAUGAGCAGCUUAUUCGGCGCACUUACUUGUGCAGAGCUCCCAUCAAGCAGGCGUUUGACAUCAACGCAUACCAGUACUGGGAUAACAGCAGCAAGACCUGGACACCGCGGCGUCUGACCACGCAUGGCAAUAUGGGGACCUUGAAACUGACAUAUGAACAAUCCAUCUUCGAUUACUUGCAAAUGGACCGAUCAGCGCCGUUCUGGAGCAACUACUUCAACAAGUGGAUGUUUUUGUAUGGGAAUAGUUGGGGUUAUUCGGAUGUAUAUGUUAUGACGGCGGAUAGGUUGGAGGGGCCGUGGGAUAAUCAUAAUGGUAUGAUUGUGGCUAGCACGGGUGGGGAGCCGGUUGCGGGGGAGUUUAGGUAUGCGAUUAAUGGACAUCCUGAGUGGGAUGAGAGUGGGAAGACGGUGUUUGUGACAUGGACGAAAUUGAAUGAGAUAUAUGGCACGACGAUUACUUGGGAGUAG
Molecule: messenger RNA, 1224 nt
Organism: Lachnellula hyalina
Lineage: Eukaryota; Fungi; Ascomycota; Leotiomycetes; Helotiales; Lachnaceae
Exons: 1
Coding region: 1-1224 (407 amino acids)
Source: RefSeq, a predicted model, not a curated record